AUGGGUUCGAAUCAAUCUUCAACAUUUUCACCGCAAUCUUCAUCUCUGCGCUCGAAACUGAACGAACCGCAGAUCCUGACAACCUAUCAGAAAGUGAUCCUGCGAACAGCAUGGCGACAUAUGAGCAAGACGGGUCAAAGCAGUUGCGGGAAUACUAUCAUGCGUCGAUUGUUUAUUCGAAGUGAUCGUAUUAAAAACGUCUUUCAUCAUAAUACUAUGCUUAGUGCUAUGCUCAAAACGGAUGAAACACAAAACGUUCAACAACAUCACAAAGAAAUCGUCGAAUUUCUACAGUAUGUGAUCUCAAAUCUGGAUUACCCAUCAAAAAUUACUGAAAAAUGUCUCGAAAUUGGACUUUUGCAUCGAAGAUACAAAGAAAUGGGAAUGAAGACAGAGCACUGGGACUUACUAGGUGAGGCUAUAACCGAGACGAUACGAGAAUAUCAAGGCUGGAAGAGGCAUCGUGAGAGUUUACGUGCAGCGAAUAUUCUUGUCUCAUUUCUGGUUGAUAGAAUGCGUACAGGAUUUCUACAACGGGACGUUGUUACACCAAAUGGUACUCCACCAUAUGCAGCAAGAACAGUGAAAGAGCCAUCUGAUCGAGAGCGUAGCAAAAGCCUGCAAGAUUCAUAUCACGGAUUGUUAUAUCGCGAAUUGGCUGAAUCCUGUCCCGUCGUGAAGGAUUGCCAUUCACCAUCUGCAUCCUACUCUACGGAUCAGAAACCAAAGCGAAGUAUGCCUUGUAUGUCAACUUCAAAGGAGGCCCGACUGGAGAUCCAGAUUCAUCAUCGCCGCCGAUGUCUUCCCCAAACGCCUCUAUCCGAUGGAGAGGUGGACAACAACGUUGAUACGGCCAUUACGAAAAGACGACAGUUUCGCCAUUCCGCUAACAAUUCAUUUGAACUGGGUCAUAUUGGUACAAGAUUCCCAAAACUUUCUGAUUAA
Messenger RNA from Necator americanus (New World hookworm), 945 nucleotides. RefSeq lists its product as uncharacterized. Gene Ontology annotation, biological process: oxygen transport; response to hypoxia. Lineage: Eukaryota; Metazoa; Nematoda; Chromadorea; Rhabditida; Ancylostomatidae. The record is from RefSeq and is a predicted model, not a curated record. Gene Ontology annotation, molecular function: oxygen carrier activity; heme binding; oxygen binding. The transcript has 6 exons. Bases 1 to 945 code for a protein of 314 amino acids.